GGCUGGGGGCGGCCUGAUUUCCCGACUGGAAACCUCCCCUCGUGAAAUCAGAGGAAAUUCAGGUGGCAGGGACCCCGGGGGGUCGCAUUUCGUCCAACCCCUGCUGCCAGCUACAUCAUCCCAGCCACAAUUUUGGCUGCAGGGGGUUUCGUCAGGGCGCCCGAAUCCUUCCUGGUCUGGUUGACUUGGUCCCGGGACUCGGUCGGGCCAUGGCCCGUGCUUAAAUUCAGGAUGACCGCGCACCAGUAGUUUCCCCGCGUUCCCUCCCCGCCAGCAUGAGGCCUCCGGAGACCAUCCCCAGACCUCAUGCUUCGGGACGCAGGGGCGCGCCUUGCACCUGGAGAUUGAGCCGUGCCCCGUAUCGGUGCGAGUAUAACGCUGCGCGGUUGGCUUAUAAAAAUGACGUUUCCUGGGGGUAGUUAGUCUCCGAACUGCCGUUAUGGAGUAGGUCGGGUGCAUGCAAGACGGGUGAGGCUGCGAGGACGGUGGUACGUUUGACGCUGAGUUUCCCAAAAUUUCAGGAAAAGGUUGCCCUGCAAAAAAAAAUAAUAAUAAUAAUUAAAAAAAAAAAAUUGUCCUCUGCCGUCCCUUUCCCCCCUUUAAAACUAGAAGCCCUUCAAGGAAUUGCUUGAAAAGGAAACUGACUUCUUUAGAAACUCAGGAAAACGUAGCUUAAGUGAGGAAGAUUAAGUCUUGUUACCUCCCUCGUAAAAUUACUGCCAGGUUCUGCCAUUUAAUUUUGGAAACGGAGAAUGAGUGCAUGUUCCCUCUCUGUGCCAGUCUCCCCUGCUAAUAGAUGCAGUAGCUAUAGGAGUGCCAGGAGUGUGGAAUUUAUUCCAAGUGCUCAUUCUGACACUGAGGAUGAGGAUAAAGCAAUGGUAGAAGGAGAGGAGGAAAAGGCAGAGCAUCAUGCUAAAGAGAAGGGGAACAGGGGAACUAAGGGAAAGCCACACCAUAAAAAACUGGGAUUGUCUAAAAAGUUUGUGAAAGAUCUGCGACCUGCUGCUGCCCCUGAGCAAAAUGGAGAGAGCUUCUUCAUGGAGAGCAAUACUGCGAAGCGCGUUCUGUUGCCCGGGACGAGAGCAAAGACUUCCAUUGUGUGGAACUUCUUCCACAUCGAUCCCCAGUACACGUGGCGCGCCAUCUGCAGCAUCUGCAAAAAGAGCGUCAGCCGUGGCAAGCCGGGCACCCACCUCGGCACGUCGACACUUCAGCGACAUCUCCAAGCCAAGCACUCUGUGCACUGGACGGUGGCUACCAAAAUAAAUGCUGCUGGGGGAAGCAGUGUAGGGGAGGAUGAAUAUGCCUUUAACAUGCCUGUCUCGCCCGUCUCCCCUGAUAGCAGAGGCAGCAGUUUGAGCAGCAGUGGGAGCUCGGACUAUGUUCCAAGCAUUAAUUUUGAUGGUGAUGGGGUGGAAGAGGCAGAGAGUCAGUUUUUCCACAAAAAAAGAAGAAAGAGAGCUGUGCAGGUGAAUGAGUUCCACCCAGGAAAGCGAGAGCUGGCCAGAAAAUUUGCCAAAGACAUUAUUCCCACGGGUGCAACCAGUGCAGCACCAGCAAUAGUCAUUUCUGGGGAAGAUCGAGAGCCUUUUCUAAUUGAAAGCAAUACUGUCAAACGUGUCCUAGUGCCAGGAACCAGGACUAAGACAUCUGCCGUGUGGAACUUCUUCUACAUUGACCCUCAGUACACUUGGCGGGCUGUCUGUACCGUCUGUAAAAAGAGUGUCAGUCGCGGCAGACCGGGGACUCACCUUGGCACCUCCACACUCCAGCGACACUUGCAGGCCAUGCAUCCUGUGCACUGGGCCAUGGCCAACAAAUCUAAUGGUGCUCUUUGUAAUGGUGUCGGGGAGGAAGCAGCAGAGGAUUUUCCUCCCAGUCCAGCUGAGGUGGACGUGUUUUUGGCCCGUAGGAAUGACUUAUCACGCUAUUUCUCUUCGAGAGAGAAACUGUCGGCCGGUUACAGUUUAACACCUCGAGGUUUGGGUGUCCCUGCCCCAGCUUUUUCUCCCAAGUCAGUGCUUAGUAAAAGAAAAGCCUUAAGUCCCAACUUUGGGACUAACCAAGACUCUCAAAUACCUACUACUGUGAGGAAGAUCAGAUACCGUGAAAAUCCAGUUGCACAGCAGAUCAACAGGGCUAUCACGGAAUUGAUUAUUGAGGAUAUGCAGCCUUACUCCUUUUUUUCCACACCCGCUUUUCAGAGGUUCAUGCAGAUUGUGGCCCCCGACUAUCAGCUGCCAUCAAGAACUUACUUCUCUACAAAGGCUGUGCCACGGUUACACAGUGUUGUGAGAGAGAAGGUUUCCUUGGCUCUGGAGAAAGCAGAAUUACACAAAGUACACUUGUCCAUUGACAUGUGGACCUGUGAACCAGCCUUGGACUACCUGACAGUGAUGGCCCAUUGGGUAUCUUAUGAAGUGUCAUCUUCUGACAACACCAGCAGAACUCCCAAUUUUAGGAAGCAAGCAGCCCUUUGUGUAACUGGCUUUGCCAAAGAUUAUACAGCAGCCAGUAUCUUGCAAGAACUGAAUUACCAGAUUGGUGUGUGGCUCUCCCCCAGUUCCCUCACCCCAGGCUUUGUAGUUUCUGAUAGCACUGCCAAUGUGGUACAUGCAGUGAAAGAUGGAGGCUUUACCCACGUGCCAUGUUUCAUGCAUUGUUUAAAUGUAAUCAUUCAGGACUUUCUCUGUGAGCACAAAAGCACUGAGAGCAUGCUGGCAGCUGCACGAGAGAUUUGCCUUCACUUUAAUCGUUCUGCUAAAACCCGUCAGGUUUUGCAGAAGUUUCAGCACAUGACCUAUCUUCUGCAGCACAGCUUAAAGCAGGAGGUAGCCACUCGGUGGAUCUCUACUUUUUAUAUGCUGAAGCGACUUCUAGAGCAGCGGAAAGCAGUGCAUGACUAUUCGGUCCAACAUCGCCUCGGGGGGAGAGCAGGUGGGGUCAUCCUCACUUCCCUCCAGUGGUCUCUGAUGGCACACGUGUGUGACAUCCUGGAGCCCUUUGUGGAAGCCACUCGGGAGAUGAGCGCAUGCACUGCGGGGCUUAGUCAGGCACUACCGUUAGUCCGCCGCCUGCUCCUUACUUUGCAGAACAUGCGGAAAGAUUUUCAAAUCAAAGGGGCUACCCUUGCUCUUGGCCUGGUGGAUGACUUGUCUCUGAGGAUAGAAACUGAUUCCCGUCUGUGUGCUGUGCUCAGGUCUGAGCACUAUAUCUUGGCCACUUUGUUAGAUCCCUUCUUUAAAGACAGUUUAGAAGAAUUCCUUCCCCGAGGCAGUGACUUAGCAAGCUAUAAGCAAAUCCUAAUUGAAGCAGUGUCCGAGCAUAUGUGCCUGUCAAUGGAGAGUUGCCCCAUGGAGAAUAGAAAAGCAUCAGGCCAAUCAGCCCUUACAGGGACUGAACCUUUUGCCCGUCAUUUUAAGAAAGAUCCUGCAGGUUCAGGUCCCUUGAAUGGCUCAUCUUCUUCAAAGAUCAUUGCUUUAACUGGCAAGGGGCUGUUGUGCCCAUCUGCUGCAACCAUAGUAGAAGAGUACUUCCAUGAGAAGCCCUCAAGGAUCUCAGUAAAAGAUGACCCCUUGACUUACUGGCAGGGGAAGCUGAGAAGGUGGCCUGCGUUAACACAAGUAGCCAUUCAGUAUCUUGGCUGCCCACCCUGUAGUCUGCAUUCGGAAUGGCUCUUCAGCUCAACGCGCCACCUGGCCUCAGAACGUAGGGCUAGUUCAGGCAUUGACAAUAUUGAACAGCUGAUGUUCCUCAAAAUCAACUUAAAAAGUAUAAAUUAUGACUAUUCUACUCUGGCCUUGGGCUUUGACACAGAGGACGAGGUCACUCAGAGCAGUGAGGAUGAGAUGUUUUAAGCCAGACAUGCUCUCUGAACCGUAUGAAGUCCAAAACGUGUGCUGUGAUGAACUAUUUUUUAUACAUUUUAUGGUCCUUUCAGUCUUCAGAGUGCUUUACAGAUGCAUUCGUAGGCAAACCUGCAGUGUACCCAUUUUGCAGAUACAAAAAGUGACAGAUGUGACUUGAUGUAAAAGAUGAGAUUAGAUUUUAGAAAUUCCUGGCUUCUGAGUCUUAAAUACAGACUCAUUUAACAUGGGUCAAAUAAACACACGUAGAGGCUAUAAUGUAAGUAUUUAUGAAAUGAACGUUAAAAAGAUAACCAAGCACACACAUAAGUAGGCCAAUUAUAAAGAGACCAUAAAGUGGAGUCAGGCUUCAUGCUUGGGAAGCAAUGAAGUCAGAAUCUAAUUUAAAAAUAUGGUGCUGGUAGUAGCAGUUGAAUAAUGCUCCCUUUGGAUACUUGCUGGGCUGAAAAAUGUUGUUUUCCCUCUGAGCUUCCCUCCUAUAAACUCAGGAUAGGACUAGUGCGGCCGGCAGACUGGAAAGCUAGAUGUAGGCAUAGCAUAGACUUUCAGUAUCAAAAAGACGGGGCUGUUAGACUGGACAGAUUUUCACCAUUGUAUUUAUCUUCCUUUUGCAAGGGUCAGGUGUGGGGGUUUGUGUGUGACUAAGUUCUGUUUUCAUAGACUUCUAGUUAUGGCCCCUUUCGUGUAAGUAUGAUGCUGUGCUAAAUUGCAUGACCAUGGGAAGCACAGCUCAAUCUGUACGUGAGCGCCAGUAGAAUCCUAGAAAUUUUGUAUUGACUUUGGAAUGCUUAUCAGUUUCCGAUACAAACAUGCUAAAUGCACCAGACUUAUGAAUAUUACACUUCCUUCAAGGAUUUAGGUCAAGUGACAUCUUUCUGUUAUGAUUAAAUUGCUAUUUUGACUGAUUUAAAACAUAAUUUAAUUUAGAAUAAUAGUUUGGGUGUUCAUUAAAUUACUUGUAGAACUGAGAGGCCCAAGUGUUUUGUCCUUUCUUAACCUGUAGAUUAGUAUAUUUUAAAUGAGACCCAUUCAAGUUCUGAACUGUGCUCCAAGUGUUAAGCAUAUGCAGUAAUGUGGAAGGCAACACACAAAUUGGAUGAAAGCAGACUUAAAAAUACCGAUUAGCUGAGUGGCCUGUGUGCUCAAAUGAACCCAAACUAUAUGGGGUAAAUUUUCCCACUGCAAUGAAUACAGUAAUUUGGACUCAAUAUGUAAAUUUAUUUUUCCCUGAAGAAGAGAAAUGUCAUUCAUCAGAUUUUUCUGAUUACUUCUAUUUGAAUACUUCUGUUUUAUUCUU
This is a messenger RNA of Alligator sinensis (Chinese alligator), 5163 nucleotides long. It is a transcript of the gene ZBED6, whose product is annotated as zinc finger BED-type containing 6. Bases 753 to 3857 code for a protein of 1034 amino acids. Gene Ontology annotation, molecular function: DNA binding; protein dimerization activity. The transcript has a single exon. The record is from RefSeq and is a predicted model, not a curated record. Gene Ontology annotation, cellular component: nucleus. Lineage: Eukaryota; Metazoa; Chordata; Crocodylia; Alligatoridae.